Molecule: messenger RNA, 1134 nt
Organism: Suillus fuscotomentosus
Lineage: Eukaryota; Fungi; Basidiomycota; Agaricomycetes; Boletales; Suillaceae
Product: UbiA prenyltransferase family-domain-containing protein
Exons: 4
Coding region: 182-1066 (294 amino acids)
Cellular component (GO): membrane
Molecular function (GO): transferase activity, transferring alkyl or aryl (other than methyl) groups
Source: RefSeq, a predicted model, not a curated record
CACCCUGUCCAACAAGAUCGUUCUUCCCGUCCUAUUCAGGAUGCCCAACCGAGUUCUUCCUCGACCCCUUCCGUGCUUUCGCACGGUGUCUCUGAUGAGACUCAAACAUCUAAUUUCGGCUCUGCUUCUUCUGGUCAACAUUUAUUAAGGAUACGGGAUAUGUGCUACAAUCUCCACACUCAUGAGCGCCCUUGAUUUUGGACGACCCAUCUCAAAAUCCCUAUUUACACUCUAUCUCUUCACGCACAAUGAUAUUCUGACGACGAUCAUUCCAACGACACUUUUCGCACUGGUGUCAGCCCCCCUCUACAGCCCUUACCGAUGUGUUCAUGUGGUCUGGUGGAUUUGGCUUCAUCUCCUUCAUUUCAAUGUUGCCAAUCAAGUGAUUGAUCCAGCAGAAGAUGGCAGGAACAAAGCUAGUCGACCAAUACCAGCGGGAUACAUUAGUUUACGAGAUGCGGUCUAUCUACGCUGGUCCUUGGUCCCCAUAUGCUUGGUAUCAUCAGCAUUCUACAGCAUCCAAGUGCUAAGCGCAAGCCUAGCGAUAACUCUGCUCACUCUUUGGUACAAUGAAUUCAAAGCCCAUAGUCAUUGGUUUUCAAAAAACUUAAUGACCGGCUUAGGAUAUGCUUGCUUCCAGGCUGGGGCCACCCUCAUUGCAGGCCGAGAUAUGUCGCGGCUAGAGCCGAAUGCUCUCUUAGCUGUGCUGCUUAGCAUCGCUAUGUUCGCCACCACGCUCCAAGCACAGGAUUUCAAAGACCAAGAAGGAGAUCGCUCCAUAGGUAGACGAACGCUGCCGAUCGCACAUCCUUCUCCAGCUCGUGUGUCCAUGUUUAUAGGACUUCCGAUGUGGUCGAUUUGUCUUACUCAGGUCUGGAGGAUGGACGCAUACUGUAGCGUCGCAUUCGUAUUAUAUUCGGGUCUUAUCGGAUUACGAUUCAUGGUAUGUAAGACAACUCAGGCGGACCGUCUGUCGUGUCAACUAUAUAGUCUUUGGUUUUCUGUUGCACAUCUACUUCCUGGUUACUGGCGUUACUUCCAUGAAGCACGCAUACAUAUAUCAUAGUGUUCCCUGAACUGGAUGCUUGAUCCAAGACCUUUCCACUCUGGACUUAUGGUCGUCGCAAUUUGUUA